This is a messenger RNA of Paramuricea clavata, 8165 nucleotides long. The record is from the annotation of a GenBank genome assembly. Lineage: Eukaryota; Metazoa; Cnidaria; Anthozoa; Malacalcyonacea; Plexauridae.
GAUCAGUAAUGGCUACUGCCUGCACUUCAACUUCUAUAACGGACGAUGAAAGAAGAUGGGUUGUCAUUGGUGUAUGUUUGACCAAAGUGCUUACUCCUGCAUUGAGGAAUGUUCUUGCAACCGAAAUAGCAAACUGGCAUCAGGUUUUAUGUCAACCGCCGAGCGAAAUUGACAAACAAGUUUAUGGUCGACAUAAAAUACAGUUAAACCCAUCAACUUUAGACCUCAAGUAUAAAAAUAUCAACAACAAUGAUGCCCUUAGAUCACCUCGUGCAUUUAAUUAUGCAGUUACACAUCCUUUAUCUUUGGCAAAGUUGUUUGUUCAGCCAUUCAUGUCCAAGUUCACUGGCUUUGAUCAAACAAUGGACAUAUCUGCAGUCUUAUCAGUGAUUUGUGAAGCUGCACCAUUUAUAGGAGCUGCUGCUCAUGCAAAGACAGUUCGAUCAGAUAUCAGAAACGACUGGGCACAUUGCAACUUUGUAAAUUGGACUGAAGCAAAAUUUAUUGCUGCUUUUCAAAAUAUGGAAACUUUACUUAAGAACGUGAAUUUGUCACCUCAAGAUGAACAGAAAUUGUGUGAUGAACUGAAUGGUUGGAAAGAUAAAGGUAAAGAAUUAAUUACAAUUCACUUGCUUGAAGUAUGCCUAGACAAAACUGUCUGUUUUACUGUACACUUAGAAACCAUCUAUUUAGAGAGACUUGCAAUGAAGAUUCAUGUCUUACCAUCAUUAAAUGUUUACAUCAACCUAACAUAUUAUCUCCUCUUUUGGACGGAAAUCGUGCGAGUGUAAAUUUUAUACAUUUCUAGACGUAACCAGAAGCAGAACUAUUGGCUCUCUGACAGGAUCCGCAAUUGCAGGACCGCUGGUUCGAUUCCUGCGAGAGACCAAUAGUUCUGCUUCUGGUUACGUCUAGAAAUGUAUACAAUUUAAACUCGCAAUUUCGUCCAAAAGAGAUAAUAUGUUAGGUUGAUGUAAACAUUUACUGUCGAUGCAAUGGAAGUGUUGAUAAAAUAUUGCACCAAUUCCUUUCCUCAAGUUGAUCAAUUCAUUUGAUAGAAAAUUGAUCAACUUCCUGUUACUUUUAGAUGAGCCAAUUAGAUUUCGUUUCAGAACCGAUUCACCAAUAGGAAACGCACAGGAAGUAAAAAGAAAUUUGAAUUCGUAUGAAUUGAUCAACUUGAGGAAAUGAAUUCGUGCAAUAUUUUAUCAACACUUCCAUUGCAUCGACAGUAAUGAUGGUAAGACAUGAAUCUUCAUUGCAAAUCUCUCUAAAUAUAGAUGAUUUCUAAGUGUACAGUAGCAGCAAUAAACUGGUGGAAUAAACUGGUGGAGUGCUAUAACAAACUGAGCUAGGCAGAGACAAGUGGUCGACUCAGGGCUCACAUUGAUACCAGUUCUUCUGAACUGACGUGUCUACCCUGGUAAAAUAAAGUUGAUUUGAUUUGAUUAAAGAGCAAGUUCAACCGUUAAAGCUCGUCAGCUUGACUCUGCUCGUCAGCUUGACUCGUCAGCUUGACUCGUCAGAUUGACUCGUCAGCUUGACUCUAGCACAGAAUACUACACAGAAGGCCAUCUCCAUUGUUUUUAGCGUAAGCGCUAUUCGUCAUGAUUCGUCACUCAGCAAGUACCGUAAACAGAAGCAGUCUCCCCCCUGGAAAUACUAAAAAUGGCGAACGUCCAGGGGGGUGACUGCUUCUGUUUACGGUACUUGCUGAGUGACGAAUCAUGACGAAUAACGCUUACGCAAAAAACAAUGGAGAUGGACUUCUGUGUAGUAUUCUGUGACUCUAGUCCUGCCCUGGAUUCACAGGACUGCAAGUUGCAUUCCCUGCGGUAUGGCUAUUGUUGCGUUUUUUACAGCUGCCCUUGGUUUGAUUUAAAAAUGAAUAAAAUUUAUUACACUUGAAAUUUCUAUUUACAAAAACCGUUCAACAUUUAAAAUUAUAAAUUUUUAUAAUAAAUAUAUAAUUUAUAUUUUUAUAAUUUUUAUAAAUUUUUAUUAUAAUUUUUAAAUUUUUCAAAAUUAUACUGCCACUGGAAAUUUCUUUUAACGAAAACCAUUCAACAUUCAGUUUUAUCGAAUGAGAUAAUUUUAAUAAAUAAAUAAAAAUAAAUCAAUUUGUUACAGGGUUGCAGUUGUGUUUCGGUCAACCUGUCGACGUUGAAAUCUUGACUUUACUCAAGAUUGAAAUCGACGAAGUUCGCGAAGCUGUCCAGACGUGGAUGCUCAAGAAAAAUCAGGUUUUAAUUUAUUUGGUUAAUCAUAACAAUUUGUAUACCUCUGCACACUUUGUUCCACGUAGGCGUUUUUUCUCUCACGAUCAGAAGACUAGUAGAAGUUUUCGCUCGAAACCUUGAAAUUCUAUUUUUCAGGUAGUUGCAUCAUACACACAAGUUCUCAGUUUGCAUUCUCCACCAUUCGCUGGGACCCAACGCACAGAUUAAUAUUUAAAGUGUCCAUCAACUGUGAAGGACGCAAAUAAUAUUAUUUUUUCAAAUAAUAUUUAAAAUUUUCUUUGCAUCACGUAAUAUAUUUGUCAUUUUACAGAUAACAACACUACUUUCGAAUAUUAGUGAGAUUCAGUCAACCUUGAAUGAAGAAAUAGACGACCUGCGCAUGAGAGUGAAAAAUUGCGAGAUUCAGGGAGCUAACAAUACCUUGAAAAUAGAAGAAUGCGAGAUUCAAGGAGCUAACAAUACCUUGAAAAUAGGAAAAUGCGAGAUUCAGGGAGCUAACAAUACCUUGGAAAUAGAAAAAUACAAGACGAGAAUAGAAAGAUAUUCUGAAGUAAUAAAACUUCUUGAGCAGAAAUGUACGACGGAACUUUCAAGAUGUUAUAUUAAGGAAGAGGAGAAAAUCCCCUAUGUCUUCACUGCACCCCAACGCAAUCGUUAUUUCGCUGGUCGAAUUAAAGAAAUCCAGGAGCUUAAACGUAUUCUGAAAGUUGAGGAAACGUCGAAAGAAAAGAAAGUUCGUGUUGCAGCAGUAUGCGGUUUGGGUGGAAUUGGUAAAACAAGCUUAGCUUCCGAGUAUGCUCAUCAGAUGAAGGAUUUCUACCAAGGAGGUGUUUAUUGGUUCUCGGCUGAAGAUGAUACGUUUCUUGAGAAAACAGUAAACGACGUCGCAUUAAAGAUUGAUGCGUUACUUGGUUCAUUUGAUUUAACUUUGUCAAAUACACUGAAACAAAUUAGCAGAUCACAUGAUCCAUGUCUUAUUGUCCUUGACUGCUUGGAUCAACUGGACCUGUCGUCCAAUAUGAUUAAAUUUCUUUCCUUUCCUGCACAAGAAAAUAUCCUUGGACAUUUUGUCGUGCUAACAAGAAGAAACCCAAAACUACUUGUUAAUGAAGUUUCAGUCUUCGAGAAGGAUUCUUUUCUUCAACUCAAAUGUUUCCUCUCUAAAGAAGCAAAGGAAUUUCUCUCUUCGAGAACUGGCGUGGACCUUGAUGAAAAUGUAGAGAGUAUCGCAGAAUGCCUUUGCGAAGAGCUGGGGAGACUUCCACUUGCUUUGGAACAAGCUGGAGCUUGUAUUGAUACGCUUAGUUGCACUUUGUCCUCAUACCUGGAGCAAUAUAAAACUGAACGCUUGCGACUGCUGAGUCAACAACAGGGACGCCCUGUAUCACCAGGCAAAGAGUCAUCUGAACGUUUGGCAGUUCACACAACAUGGCUUAUCAAUAUGGAAUAUAUGAAGAAGCGAUCGAACGGUCAUGCUGCUAUUCGAUUUAUGAAUGCUAGUUCAUUUUUCAAUGGAAGUGAGAUUGAAAAAGAGUUGGUCAACGUUGGAACACCUGAAGUGGAGGACGUCGCGUAUCGUGAAUGCGUGUCAUCGCCGUUGGGUUGCCGUCAGGUUCUAAAAUUGUUGACUGACUUUUCACUUUUCACGCACGUUCAGCCGCAUUCUGUCAGUACCCAUCGCUUGGUUCAGGAACUAGUCAGAGAAAGUCUUAAUCCAGAGUCUAAAGCAGAGAGUUUCAUCGAUGCUGGGCGGAUACUUUCUUAUGCAUUCUCUAAAUGUUCUUCACCGAAUAAUCUUGUAAGUCUAGAUGAAACGAUUGAUGAAGAACAAGAUAUAUCUUCCUCAGAUUUACCUAGUAGUCCUUCUCACUUUUAUAUGUGGUCUAAGUUUUGUAUGCAUGGUCAUCAUCUCUGCAGAACUAUGGAGGAUCUGUUGGUAACUCUUGAUUCAGUCUAUCUAGAUCCAGUGUGGUUUCCAGCAACUGCCAAAAUCCUUUAUGAAUGUGCUGUUCAUAUGAGUGCAAAUUAUAGGCAGGAAGAAGCACAACGCCUUUUGAACUUUGGGUAUCGUAUAUUAGACUGGGUUCCUGUAGCAGAGUAUGAAACGGUAAAAUGCAGUGUUUCAAAUAAUUCCUUGUUUCCACUUUCUAUUCCUUUAUCAAAAUCAAUUCAGAUUGUGGUUAAACGAUGUUGUAUGCCUCCUUUUGCUUCACUUGCACCGCUGACUGAAAAACCUGGUUCUGAUGCUAGUUGUCUUCAUGUAAACGAUUUGGAAGAGAAAUUGGAGAAAUUGAAGUUAGAUGGAAACAAGAGUUUCAAAAAGGGUCGUUACAAGGAAGCAUUAGAUGUUUAUUCUUCUGCAAUAGAUAUGGCCCAAGAGUGUAAUACUGCUUUCAAUCCCUUGUUGCUUACUAACCGUGCGACAGUGUACUUAAAAUUAGGGCAAUACGAAGAUGCUUUAAAAGAUGCAAAUGAUUACAUAACGCGUCGUCCAGAUUGCUGGAGGGGUUAUGCUAGAAAAGCUCUUGCACUUGAUGGCUUGAAUGAGAAAGUCAGUGCUGAAAUAGCUGCUUCUUUAGCUUUUUAUCACAACAGGGCUAUUUUCUCAGAUUUUUCUCCUUUCAAGGAAUCUUUUUUUGAUUUGCAGAAACACAUUUUUGUAUGCGAUACUGUGGAUCAACUGAUUUCAAACGCUGAGCGUUCUCAGAAAGUGGAAGCAAACUUGCUAACAAUUCUCGUACUGGGAUCGAAAGAUUAUUUCUUAAAUUCUGAUUUAGUUGAUCCUGGUAUAGUUUUGAGUAACUGUAUUCUAGUUGGUGCAAGGAUAAACUGUUCCGUUGUUCUGAAGUUCGGAGGUCAUACAAACGUUUAUUUGUUGAAUAAGUGCAUGAUUACCAAUGUUUCGUUUUAUUUUGAGGAGGGUCAGGUUUGUGGUCGCCGAGGUUCCUUGGUCAAAAUUCUCAACUGCAAUUUUAGCGGCAAAGAUAAUAAUAAAAACGCUCCUAUUGUUGCAAGCGAGGGUGAAUUUAAUGCAGAAAGCUGUAAUUUUAUAAACGGCAACUAUGCUGGGUUAGGAUGUUUUGGACCAGGUAAUAUGGUUGUCGUUGACUGUUCCUUUUGUAACAAUGGGCACUUUGGCUUACUAGUGUUUAACGGCGGAACGUUGAUUGUGAAAAGCAGUCGCAUGUAUAACAAUCGUGUGCAUGGGUGCCAAAUUGGACCCGAAGCGUCAAAGUGUGUCGUAGUUAAUUGUGAUAUUCGCCACAAUGACGAAGACGGGAUCCUUGUCGAGCGCUCAAAGAAUGUCAGGAUUAUGCGUAAUAACAUUUUUGGCAAUAACGAAUUUGGAUUAGAGAUGGUAAGUUCUGAGGUGGAUAUCAAAGAGAACAAUAUUUUUGACAACGGUUGGUGGGGAAUUUGGUCCAUGAGCAAUUCAUGGUGCAAUGUAUCGAUGAAUAGAGUUUUUCGCAACAAAGCUGGCGGAGUACGUGUGGGAUAUAGAGUUGCGGGAAAAGAGUUUUCUCCAUCUGUCGUCGAACUAAAUAAAAUUUAUGACAAUAUUGGUCCUGGAUUUUUGGACAAUGUGAACAAAUGUGAAAUGGAUGGAAGGCCGAGCGCAAAUGUUGAUUUAAGGAAGUCGUAUUUAAAGUCUCCCAAUUCCCUUCAAUCCGCAAAAUGCCUGGACAAUGAAGUUCACAAUAACAAAGAAAGUGAAAACGUCAGGCAGUUGAAUUUUGCCGUUCCAUAUUGCUCAAAUUGUCGUAAGAAGUGCGAACCGAAGAGGUGUGGAAAGUGCUUUACUGCUGUGUAUUGCAACAAAGCUUGCCUAGAAGGCCACUGGUCGAAGCAUAAGAAACUAUGCAAGGUUUUACGUGGAAAGGCGAGCUGUCUAAUCACUUCGAUGAAAAGGGUUGGUGGUGAUGGUAUGAUUAAACAUCAUGCGAAAAGCCUAGAAGAAAUUGGUCCAAAGUUCAGUCCUCCACCAUCACGAGAUGGCAAGAGAUUUAUUGUAAAAGUACAGUCUAGUGUGCCAAGGACCUAUUUAAAGCCGCACACUCUUCUACUUUACGAUCGCAGUCUUGAACUUUACGAGGAAAUUCAGUCGAAAGUUAUUGCUAAACUCGUGCAAGAAUUUGGUAUACAAUGUGAAAGGCAGGCUGUGGAGAAGAAACUUUUCUUGCAUUGCUUGUUUGAAGAAAACGGACAGCUCCGAUUGUUCAGCAAUGAAUUUGCCGAUUUUCUGAAAUGGUAACUAAUGAAUAAUAAAGCCAUAUAUAGUGAUGGGGUGAACAUCCGCAACAUAAUAGGAAAUUGUGAGUCGAAAAAACUGAAAUGUUCAUACAACAUAAAGUUAAGUACUUGAAAUGUCCGCCGAACAUUCUCGCACGAUUUACGCGUGGUCAACGGAGGGCAAUGAGGGGCUCUGGCAAGAACCAUAUCAACGAGGCAACUGCUUGGCCGCAAGGAAGAUUAUUAUUCUAACACCGGAUACAUUCGUUUUGAACUUGUCAAAAUGGAACUUUUUAUACUACUUAGAGAAUGAAUCGAAUGGAGUUAUGGCUACAUGCUGGUCACGUGUUCUGCAUGUGCUAUACAAUUGUAGCAAUAACAAUACAAAAACAUUUCCAAACCUAUUAAUAAAUACAGACCGAAUUUAUGACCGUUUUCCACUUCGCCACGUAUCGUAACGAAUUGGGAAAGGUACUGGUGAGCAUGCUUAGAUUGAAAAUAGGUUGAUAAAUUCACGUACUCCUGCAGGGUGUAUUCGCGUAUGAAAAUGAAAAGUUCGUCGCAAGUCAAUUUUUUGGCGUACUACGGAAGUAUUAAAUAAUCAACAUUCACUAAAUUCGUAAAUUUUUUUUAAAAAAAAUUAUACUUUCGGUACGGUACGCUUGAAGUGAAAAACGGCCUUUACACUAUGACGCUACGGCAAAGUUAUGGUAGCGUAUUGAUUUGCAUCCGGAGUAGCAAACGUGGUGGUUCGUAGUUGUUACGCUACGGCAAACCACUCCGUUACAAAUUAAACACAAUACUAAAGCCCGGAACAAACAGGGAUGAGAGUGCAGGCGUGAGAGUUGAAAUCACGCGACCUUAAUUAGUUAGCUUUUCUUAAUGCUGGUCGGAAGACUUAUCAACCUUUAUUUGGGAACUUUAUUUGGUUAACAUAGCGUUUCCAAUGUAAUAAUUCGUCAUCAACCGUCGUUUGACCGGGGCUUAAGAAACGUAGUGAAUUUUUAACGCAAUGCUAACCCUAGCGUCAUUAUGUAAACACGGUCAUACAGUUGCUUGUGAUGUUACUCUGAGUGUAUAUCCACACCGGGCAAGCUUGAAAAAUAUGCCUGACCACGGUGGGAAUCGAACCUACGACCUUUGGAAUACUAGCCCAGAAAAAAUCAUGAUUAUUAUUAGAUAACAUUGAUAUCGAAGAUAACAUUGAUAUCGAUUUACAACACAGAAAAAAUCAUGAUUAUUAUUGGAUAACAUUGAUAUCGAAGGAACUAGAUUCUGUUCCGAAAUAUCACAUACUCGAACCGACCAGACCGCGUAGCUCAGUUGGCAGAGCAUUGGGCUAGUAUUCCAAAGGUCGUAGGUUCGAUUCCCACCGUGGUCAGGCAUAUUUUUCAAGCUUGCCCGGUGUGGAUAUACACUCAGAGUAACAUCACAAGCAUCAUAUUCACCUGAGUACAUUACACCAACACAGAAAAAAUCACGGUCAUACAGUGUUUGUGUCUUUGUGAAAUCAAACUAUUACUAUAUUUUUACAACUGCUAAGUUUAUUUUACUUGAAUAUAUUAAGCUGUAUACAUUAUUAAUGAUUUUAUUCAAGAGGCGUGUUGUCAGCCAAACGUUGAUUAUAACAUUUAUACUGAACGAACAUGUGUUCAAGCAUGCGCUGUGUUGUUAAACGGUUCCCUAGGGGGAGGG